Amaranthus tricolor (Joseph's coat) is the source of this 4152-nucleotide messenger RNA. Its product is annotated as LRR receptor-like serine/threonine-protein kinase RGI2. Gene Ontology annotation, biological process: protein phosphorylation. Gene Ontology annotation, molecular function: protein kinase activity; protein binding; ATP binding. The record is from RefSeq and is a predicted model, not a curated record. Bases 271 to 3744 code for a protein of 1157 amino acids. NCBI's taxonomy places the organism in Eukaryota, Viridiplantae, Streptophyta, Magnoliopsida, Caryophyllales, Amaranthaceae. The transcript is spliced from 2 exons.
UGUCUUGCUAUUUGUCUUGUCUUUGUAAAAGUAGGUCCUACUAACCGUAAGUCCGUAACCCUUUAUCUCUUUUGAUAAGACUAUAGUUUGCCUGCAUCUUCCAACCCUUCUCAGACCCUGAUUAUAAUACGAUAAAUAUGAUGAUUUGUAUUUUUUAUACUCUUGUAGAACUUCCCCUUGCUUGUUUUGAAAGCAUUAUAUUGUUAAUCUGGGUGAGACCAAGCAAGCUGCCCAAGAAAGUAGAAAACCAAUGCAAAAACCAGUUGGGAAAUGUGGGAUUUGAGGCCAAUGUCAAUGCCAAUGCCAAUGCAAGCUCCUAGGCCAAUGCAAGCCAUCAAGCCCCACCACAAAAAACACCAUAUUUGCCGCCACGAUCUUGUCCUCUUCCUAACUCUUUCUAUCUUCCCAUUCUUGUUCACAACUUCUCUUGCUUACACUAACAAUGAAGUAAUCUUCCUCCAUUCAUGGCUUCACACCUCUUCUCAGCCUUUACCUUCUGAUUUCACUAACUGGGACCCAUUAGAUCAAAACCCAUGUAAAUGGUCAUUCAUUACCUGUUCUGAAGAUAACUUUGUUGUAGAAAUAAACAUUCAGUCAAUCCAGUUAGCUAUCCCUUUACCUUCAAAUGUUUCAACUCUUAUACAUCUCCAAAAACUUACCAUUUCUAACUGUAAUAUCACAGGUUCAAUCCCAGAUUCUAUUGGGGAUUUUGCAGAACUCACAUUACUUGAUCUAAGCUCAAACAGUCUUGUGGGUAGUAUCCCAACUACAAUAGGACAUCUCAAAAACCUAAAAGAUUUGACUUUAAACUCAAAUCAACUCACUGGGAAAAUCCCAUCUGAGAUUGGUGAUUGUCUUAGCCUAGAAAAUCUAUCUCUUUUUGAUAACAAUUUUAAUGGUGAAAUCCCUUCUGAGCUUGGGAAACUCAUAAAGUUACAAUCUUUGAGACUUGGAGGAAACAAACACAUCUCUGGGAUGAUACCAGAGCAAAUAGGAGGGUGCCAGAAUCUGACUGUGCUUGGCUUAGCAGACACAAAGGUUUCGGGUUCGCUUCCCGGGUCAUUAGGCAUGCUGAGGAAACUACAGACUAUUGCAGUUUAUACAACAAUGCUAUCAGGGGAAAUUCCUGCAGAGUUAGGUAACUGUUCUGAGCUUGUAAGCUUGUAUCUGUAUCAGAAUAGCCUUUCCGGGUCAAUCCCUAAAGAGUUGGGUCAGCUUCAAAAGCUUGAGAAAUUGCUGCUAUGGCAGAACAAUUUGUCUGGUUCAAUUCCUGAAGAGAUUGGAAAUAUCUCAAGUUUAGUAAUUAUUGAUCUUUCUUUGAAUACUUUAUCUGGGUCUAUACCUUUAUCAUUUGGGAAUUUACCCAACUUAUUAGAGCUAAUGCUGAGUAGUAAUAACAUUUCUGGCUCAAUUCCUAGUGUUCUUGCCAAUGCUGCAAAUUUAGUGCAAUUACAGGUUGAUAAUAAUCAGAUAACAGGUUCUGUCCCAAGUGAGUUGGGAAGGUUAAGUGGGCUGCAAAUUUUUUUUGCCUGGCAGAAUAAGCUUGAGGGGAGUAUCCCUUCUGCAUUGGCUAACUGUAGCAGUCUUCAAGCAUUGGAUUUGUCACAUAACUUUCUUACAGGAGGCCUCCCCCCAGGUUUAUUCCAGCUCCAAAACCUAACAAAAUUGCUUCUGAUUUCGAAUCACAUUUCGGGUUCAAUCCCACCCGAGAUUGGUAAUUGCAAGUCGCUUAUUCGUCUCCGCCUUUUUAACAACAGGAUAACUGGGGAAAUUCCUAGAGAAGUUGGAUUCCUUGGUAGUCUUAGCUUUCUUGACAUAUCUCGUAAUCGUCUUUCAGGGUCGAUUCCUGAUGACAUAAGUAAGUGCAAAAGUUUGCAGAUGCUGAAUUUGAGUAACAAUACAAUUAGAGGUUCUAUUCCUGAUUCAUUGUCAUCUUUGAAUAAGCUUCAAGCUUUGGAUCUGUCGAAUAACCAGCUUGAGGGUCCUAUUCCAAUGAGUUUCGGGCAACUAGAUUCGCUUAAUUCUCUUCUACUUAGUAGAAAUUCACUCUCAGGAUCGAUUCCAUCAUCCCUAGGAAGCUGUUUGAACCUACAAUUUCUAGAUCUAAGUAGUAACAACUUUACAGGGGGCAUACCCAAAGAACUAUUUCGAAUCGAAGAGCUUGAUAUUGCCCUUAAUUUAAGCUGUAAUAUGCUUACCGGCAUUAUUCCUUCACAGAUAUCAGCCCUCAAAAAGCUAAACAUACUUGACCUUUCUCACAACAAUUUUAAAGGCAGUCUAAUGCAGCUCUCAGCAUUGGAUAAUCUAGUGUCUCUUAAUGUGUCUUACAACAAUUUCACAGGAUUUCUACCCGAUAAGAAACUGUUUCGACAACUUACAUCUUCGGAGUUGGAAGGAAACCGAGGGUUGUGUUCGCAUACUCAAGAUUCAUGCUUUGUAAAUGCUGACAUAGGAUCAGAAACAGGAAACGCAAGGCGAUCAAAGAAGCUGAAAUUGGCGAUUGGAUUACUGGUAGCUGUUACUGUCAUACUGGUGAUUUUGGGUGCCAUUAUAGUAGUCCGAGCAAGAAAAAUGAUUAAAGAUGACAAUGAGUCUGAAAUCGGGAUGAACGCCUGGCCUUGGCAAUUCACUCCUUUUCAGAAGCUAAAUUUUUCGGUUGAUGACGUUCUAAAGUGCCUAGUCGAGAAAAAUAUAAUCGGGAAAGGAUGUUCAGGGACUGUUUAUCGGGCAGAAAUGGAUAACGGAGAGGUUAUUGCAGUUAAGAAACUGUGGCCAACAACACGAGGGGCGAAACACGGUUGUCAGAAAGACAAAUUCAAGGACAAUGGCCGCGAUUCCUUCUCAGCUGAGGUGAAGACUCUUGGUUCCAUUCGGCACAAGAACAUAGUUAGAUUCUUAGGUUGCUGUUGGAACAAUAAUACGAGGUUGUUAAUGUAUGAUUACAUGCCGAAUGGAAGCUUAGGGAGUCUCCUCCAUGAAAGGAGUGGAAGUUGCUUGGAAUGGGAUCUUAGGUACAAGAUCAUCCUAGGGGCAGCUCAAGGAUUAUCAUAUCUGCACCAUGAUUGUGUUCCUCCUAUAGUUCAUAGAGAUAUCAAGGUCAAUAACAUUCUUAUAGGCCUUGAUUUUGAGCCUUACAUUGCUGACUUUGGCCUCGCCAAGCUUGUUGAUGAUGGUGAUUUUGCUCAGUCAUCUAGCACCGUUGCUGGUUCCUAUGGUUACAUGGCACCAGAGUACGGUUACAUGAUGAAGAUAACAGAGAAGAGCGAUGUAUAUAGCUAUGGUGUCGUCAUGUUAGAAGUACUAACAGGGAAACAACCAAUCGACCCUACCAUACCCGAUGGUCUACACAUUGCAGAGUGGGUAAGGUCAAGGAAAGGCGGUGCAGAAGUGUUGGACCAACAAUUAAUGAGCAGAUCAGAAUCAGAAAUCGAGGAGAUGAUGCAGACAUUGGGGGUGGCGUUGCUAUGUGUAACUCCGUCUCCUAAUGACCGCCCCACCAUGAAGGAUGUAGCAGCUAUGCUAAAGGAAAUAAGGCAGGAAAGGGAAGCAGAUUGUAUGAAAAUUGACACACUACUUAAAGGGUCAUCAGCAGCAAAAGACCAACAAGCUAUCAGUAAAAACAGCUCCAACGGAGGGCCAUCAACAGCAUUGCAGCAGCAAUUAUACUCGCCAAGCAACAAUAUGAGCUUCUCUGCUUCGUCUCUCCUAUAUUCUUCAUCAAAUUGCAACAUUUCUUACAAAUAAAUUAGCCUAUACCCAGGUGUUCAUUAGCAUAGAUAAAUAUGUUCUUACUAGGUUGUGUAUUAUCUUGUUUUUUUUUUCCCCUUUUUGUAAGACUGCCCCUAAAAUUCAAGUAUAUGAGGGUGAAAAAAGGAGCAAAAAUUUCAGCAGAAUUGAAUGUAGCAAGAUUUCAGGUUCAAACUAUAUACUACAUUUAUUAGCUAUAUCAAGCUACUACCAUCUAAAGUUCUGCACAAUAUGAUUGAACAAAUUCCAUGAUUUUUCAUCAAAAAUCAUUAUUAUCAUCGCAAUAAGUCCUACCCAAGUCAGUGUCUGGGAGGGUAGCAAAGAAGGGAGACUAAUACCUCUAUCACGAGUAGAUCACAUUCGAAUAGAGCCCUUCAACUCGAGUAUUGCCUGACAUAUAAAAUC